CGACUUCGUGUGUGUAAAACAUUUGUUUGCCUCGUUGUUUACUCGUAAAAGUUGAUAAGUCGAUUGAAAGUGUUGUUGAAGGCAAACUCCAUAAAUAAAUCCAUUCACACACAUACAACUGAAACAAGCGUUACGGUGUUCAUUAUUCAAAAAAAAAAUGCAAACGGUAUUUGAGUUAGGUCGCGUCCCGUAUGUGGCAGCCGAUCCCAUUAAACAGCAAAGUUUUUCAGAGCAAAUUGUAUUUGUAAUUUUAGUGCUCUAUGACCUAAUCAAAGUGCUAGUGUUGAGUGCACCGAAUUGUUUAAUUUCCAUCUACCAUUGCGUAAUUGGUAAACCGAAGAAAUGCGUUAGAGGACAGACCGUUUUGAUUACUGGUGCUGGUAAUGGGAUAGGUAGAGCUUUAGCAUUGAGAUUCGCUUCCGAAGGAUGUAAAAUUGCCAUAGCCGAUAUUGAAUGGGACGCUGCAGUGGCGACAGCCAAAAUUUUGCAAGCGAAAAAUGUCGUUGCAAAGGCCUAUCACAUGGACGUAUCCGAUGUUAACCAAUUGAAGCAAUUGAAGUGCGAUAUUGAGAAGGACAUCGGACCAGUUGACAUUUUAGUGAACAAUGCUGGUGUAUUGCCACUGCUGUCGUUGCGUGAGGGGAGUGAUAUUGAAAUCGAACGUAUCGUCAAAGUAAACAUUACGUCACAGUUUUUUGCUACAAGGACAUUUUUACCCGGAAUGAUUUCGAGAGGACGUGGACAUAUUGUGGGAAUUUCAUCGAUUUGUGCCGUUCAUCCCAUGCCCGGAACAGUAAUUUACUCUGCAACGAAAUUCGCUGUAAAUGGUUUCAUUCAAGCCCUCCACGAAGAACUUCGUCAAGAAGGAAAUGAUUUCAUCAAACUAACAUCAGUGCUACCGUACUUUGUAUCAACUCGAAGAGAUCUGAUGGAAGCUGUGUGUCUCCGCUUUCGCGUUCUUUCGGCAGAAGAAGUGGCUGCAGUGGCCGUCGAUUCGGUGCUGCGAAAUGAACUCGUCGUAUCGGUACCGAAGUUUAAUUGGUGGCUGAGUGCGAUCGUGAAUCUAUUGUCGCUGUCGAAUCAAGGUCUGAUUCGUGAUCAUUUGCUUCGGGAAAGGGACAGUAGGAAAAUCUUUUACAAAGAGAAGAAAAGUAGCACGUUGAUGAAUGGUUGAACAUUGUUUGCCUAUGGAUUUACUUUUUUAUUGGGUUUUGUUAUGGAAAUAAAGAAAAAUGUAAAAA
Messenger RNA from Bradysia coprophila, 1241 nucleotides. Its product is annotated as 17-beta-hydroxysteroid dehydrogenase 13-like. Gene Ontology annotation, cellular component: lipid droplet. NCBI's taxonomy places the organism in Eukaryota, Metazoa, Arthropoda, Insecta, Diptera, Sciaridae. The record is from RefSeq and is a predicted model, not a curated record. Gene Ontology annotation, molecular function: oxidoreductase activity, acting on the CH-OH group of donors, NAD or NADP as acceptor.